Myxocyprinus asiaticus (Chinese sucker) is the source of this 2694-nucleotide messenger RNA. RefSeq names its product carbohydrate sulfotransferase 7-like. Bases 303 to 1562 code for a protein of 419 amino acids. The record is from RefSeq and is a predicted model, not a curated record. Gene Ontology annotation, cellular component: Golgi membrane. The transcript has 2 exons. Lineage: Eukaryota; Metazoa; Chordata; Actinopteri; Cypriniformes; Catostomidae. Gene Ontology annotation, molecular function: chondroitin 6-sulfotransferase activity; N-acetylglucosamine 6-O-sulfotransferase activity. Gene Ontology annotation, biological process: N-acetylglucosamine metabolic process; carbohydrate metabolic process.
UGCUUCUGUCUGCGCUGUUUUUCAAUUUGUUGUCGAUGUAAACAUGCGCUAGACUGACGCCAAUGCUUCUCGCGCUGGAACGCCAAGUUCUCUAGACGCCUUGACAAGUAAAAAAAGAAAACGCGUCUCGAGACACCUCUGUUCAGUUCCAUUCACCGCGCAACGUCUAGAGUUUUUUAGACGAAAGGACGUUUCUGUGUGAACGGACCCCGAGUAAAAAGAUUUCAGCCUCUAAACUUUGCUGCGCCUCAUCUGGAGUCGAGCAGUUCGCCGGGAUCCGCGUCCCUCACUCCGCUGAGGCCAUGAAGAGAAGGCUUCAAAAAAAAUACAUCAUCUUAAUUCUAGGAUAUUCCGUGGUGCUGCUUUUGAUACCCUACGUACUAGACUACCGAAGUAAAACGACUCACAUUAAAGAUGGAUUUCAACAACAAAAGUGUCCCGAUCUGGAGAGCACCAUCGCCCUGUGGAGCAGCAGCAGAGACAGGACGGGCAACUCAACGGAGAUGGAGGACUAUGGCAACAGCAGGAGUCACUCCAGAACAAACAUAUACCUGCAUGCAACCUGGAGGACAGGUUCUUCUUUUCUAGGGGAAUUAUUUAAUCAGCACCCUGACGUGUUUUAUUUAUACGAGCCCAUGUGGAAUAUGUGGCAGGCUCUCUAUCCAGGAGACGCGGGCAGCUUACAAGGAGCGGUUCGAGAUAUGAUGAACUCGCUGUUUAGAUGCGAUUUCUCGGUGUUAAAACUCUACGCGGGUUCCUCCAACGUAACCACCUCGUUUAUUUUCGGUUGGAAAACGAACAAGGUCAUUUGCUCCGAGCCUCUGUGCAAAGCAUAUAAAAAACACGAAAUCGGUUUGAUUCGAGGCGACGUGUGUGGCAAAUGCCAGCCCAGGGAUCUUAAAGAGUUGGAAAGAGAGUGUAAAAAGUACCCCGUGAUGGUAAUUAAAGACGUGCGGGUUCUAGAUUUGGGUGUUUUGGUACCCCUAAUGCGCGAUCCCGCGAUAAACCUGCAGAUCGUACAGUUAUUUCGCGACCCGAGGGCUGUGCAUAAUUCUCGGCUGAAGUCCAAACUGGCCCUGGUGAAGGAGAGCAUCCAGGUACUGAGGAGCAAGAAACAGACAGAUAAAUACAAGCGCCUUCUGGUGCCUAGCAACAGGGUGAAUCGAGCCGAGAACUACGUCUCGAGCGCAAUGGAGUUAAUAUGCGACAACUGGUUGAGCGACAUGCUGCUGGUCUCGAACGCGCCGCCUUGGGUGAGGAGAAACUACUUGCAGGUCAAGUAUGAAGAUCUGGUCAUGAGACCCGUGGGCGAGCUCCAGAGACUCUAUCGUUUCUCCAACCUCACCCUCUCUCCAGACAUGGAGAAGUUUGUGGUGAACAUGACCCAUGGACAGGGCUACUCUUCAGAUAAGCCUUUCCUCAUAUCGUCCAGAGACGCGAAAGAGGCCAUAUUCGCCUGGAGGGAAAGGCUGAAUGUGGAGCAGGUGAACCAGGUUGAAGCUUACUGCAGUGAGGUCAUGAGACAGCUGGGUUAUCAGAAGAGGAACAUGGACAAGAUCUAAGUUCAUCAAAACACGAGUGUCUGGAACCUGAUGUACAGGAAGCAGAAGAGGAUAGAGGAAGAACCUGACAUGAAUAUAAAGCCACCUGUGUUGAAACACUGACAGAGUUGAGGAACGACACCAUGAGAUCUCCCUCACAGUGCCAUCAUGGGAUGCAGAGUGGACGACACUAUGGUUUGAUAGGAGACUUCAAAUGAUACUGACAAAAGUCCUAUGAGACAGACACUAACAAUAACAGGGUGGAAACAUAGAUGAAAAAGAUAAUGGAUCAGCUAUGAAAGGCUCAGUCUCAGCUAUGUCCUGACAGCCAGAUUUCAUCAGCAAUAAUCCCUGCCCCAAUCCCUAGCAGCCCCAAAUCAGCCACAGGAGACAGACGCUUGGGUCUUUGUGUGCGAGAGCUCAUGUGCUUUUGCACAUUCACAAGGCCUGAAGAAGGGGCUAAAUAAAAGCAACAUUUUUAACUGUCCAGUUCCAUUUCUUGGCAAACAAUUGAGUGUUCUCAGUAUGUUGGAAGGAAUCAACGAAAACUCAAACAUUUCUAGGCGUUCCUGGAUUCCUCAAUACGGGAAAAGAAGAUUAUCCAUCAUGAACAAUCCAAUAUCAGUGUCACUGCCCUUUAAAUGAAUACAGACGUUAUUUGUAGUGUAAAGCGCAAAGUACAAUGUGGUGAAAUGAAGAUUGAGAGAGAGGUAAAGGAGUAAGAGUUUUCCCAAAGGAAGCGCAAACACCUGUAGCCUCUUUUCAGCUAUUUACAAACCGCCACUGGAGGUGUGAAUUUUCCCAGUUCCCUCUGGAGAUCAUCAUUUCAUUCUUUUUGUAUGAAGAUGGCUUGAGUUUGCCCUGGGCUGUUAGUCUUCACGCAUGUAAACAGGCCAUGAAAAGGAUAGUUUUACAAUUUGAAUACGUAAAUGGGCGGAACAUUUAGCCUAUACUUUAAUGGAAUUAAAUGGAAAUGCUACUUGUCAAAAACGUUGACAGUAUUAUCAUUUUUUUUAGUCAAAGUUAUUUUGUCGACUAGUGUUCUUUUAAUCCGCUGCAUCACUUUCACUCCGAUGGAAUUAACAAAUAAACCCUUCAAUGAACAAUUCUGUUAUUUAUAAGACUUAUGUAAAUAAAAUUUUAUAGUAAUGUU